Molecule: messenger RNA, 4462 nt
Organism: Galeopterus variegatus (Sunda flying lemur)
Lineage: Eukaryota; Metazoa; Chordata; Mammalia; Dermoptera; Cynocephalidae
Gene: PRX
Product: periaxin
Exons: 4
Coding region: 1-4260 (1419 amino acids)
Biological process (GO): peripheral nervous system myelin maintenance; regulation of RNA splicing
Cellular component (GO): nucleus; cytoplasm
Molecular function (GO): protein binding
Source: RefSeq, a predicted model, not a curated record
AUGGAGGCCAGGAGCCGGAGUGCUGAGGAGCUGAGGCGAGCGGAGUUGGUGGAGAUCAUCGUGGAAACCGAGGCACAGACCGGAGUCACCGGCAUCAACGUAGCGGGCGGCGGCAAAGAAGGAAUCUUCGUCCGCGAUUUGCGAGAGGAUUCACCCGCAGCCAGGAGCCUCAGCCUGCAGGAAGGGGACCAGCUGCUGAGCGCCCGCGUGUUCUUUGAGAACUUCAAGUACGAGGACGCACUACGCCUGCUGCAAUGCGCAGAGCCUUACAAGGUCUCCUUCUGCCUAAAGCGCACUGUGCCCACCGGGGACCUGGCGCUGCGGCCCGGGACCGUGGCCGGCUACGAGAUCAAGGGCCCGCGGGCCAAGGUGGCCAAGCUGAACAUCCAGAGUCUGUCCCCUGUGAAGAAGAAGAAGAUGGUGGUGGUGCCCGGGGCCCUGGGGGCCCCUGCAGACCUGGCCCCUGUUGACGUCGAGUUCUCCUUUCCCAAGUUCUCCCGUCUGCGUCGGGGCCUCAAAGCUGAGGCUGUCAAGGGUCCUGUCCCAGCCGCCCCUGUCCGCCGGCGCCUCCAGCUGCCUCGGCUGCGUGUACGAGAAGUGGCCGAAGAGGCCCAGGCAGCCCGACUGGCUGCUGCUGCUCCUCCCCCCAGGAAGGCCAAGGUGGAGGCUGAGGUGGCAGCAGGAACCCGUUUCACAGCCCCCCAAGUGGAGUUGGUUGGGCCCCGGCUGCUGGGUGCUGAGGUGGGUGUCCCCCAGGUCUCAGCCCCUAAGGUGGUCCCCUCAGCAGAAGCAGUUGGUGGCUUUGCCCUCCACCUGCCAACCCUUGGUCUAGGAGCCCCAGCUGCACCUGCUGUGGAGCCCCCCGCCAUAGGGAUCCAGGUCCCCCAAGUGGAGCUGCCCACUUUACCCUCACUUCCCACUCUGCCCACACUUCCCUGCCUGGAGACCCGGGAAGGGGCUGCAGUGGUGACAGUGCCCACUUUGGAUGUGGUAGUGCCUACUGUGGGGGUGGACCUUGCCUUGCCAGGCAAAGAGGUGGAGGCCCGUGGAGAGGCGCCUGAAGUGGCCCUGAAGAUGCCCCGCCUCAGUUUCCCCCGCUUUGGGGCUCGAGCAAAGGAAGUUGCUGAGGCCAGGGUGGUCAAGGUCAGCCCCGAGGCCAGGGCUAAGGGUCCCAGACUUCGAAUGCCCACCUUUGGGCUUUCUCUCCUGGAGCCCCGGCCUGCUGCCCCUGAAGCUGUUGUUGAGAGCAAGCUGAAGCUGCCCACUAUCAAGAUGCCCUCCUUUGGCAUUGGAGUUUCAGGGCCUGAGGUUAAGGUUCCCAAAGGGCCUGAAGUGAAGCUCCCCAAGGCCAAGCCCUCUGAUAUCAAACUCCCAAAAGUGCCAGAGUCAGCCCUUCCAGAUGUGCGACUCCCAGAGGUGCAGCUCCCAAAAGUGUCAGAGAUGAAACUCCCAAAGGUGCCGGAGAUGGCUGUGCCAGAAGUACGUCUUCCAGAGGUGCAGCUGCCGAAAGUCCCAGAAAUGAAAGUCCCUGAGAUGAAGUUCCCUGAGAUGAAACUCCCAAAGGUGCCUGAGAUGAAACUCCCUGAAAUGAAACUCCCGAAGGUACAUGAGAUGGCUGUACCUGAUGUGCACCUCCCAGAUGUGCAGCUGCCGAAAGUCCCAGAGAUGAAAGUCCCUGAGAUGAAACUCCCAAAGGUGCCUGAGAUGAAACUUCCUGAAUUGAAACUCCUUGAGGUGCCCGAGAUGGCUGUACCUGAUGUCCACCUCCUAGAUGUGCAGCUGCCGAAAGUUCCAGAGAUGAAACUCCCGAAGAUGCCCGAGAUGGCUGUGCCCGACGUGCACCUCCCAGAAGUGCAGCUACCGAAAGUUGCUGAGAUGAAACUCCCGAAGAUGCCCGAGGUGGCUGUGCCUGAUGUGCACCUCCCAGAGGUGCAGCUUCCGAAAGUCUCAGAGAUGAAACUCCCCAAGGUGCCCGAGAUGGUUGUGCCUGCUGUGCACCUCCCAGAGGUGCAGCUGCCAGAAGUCCCAGAGAUGAAAGUCCCUGACAUGAAACUCCCUGAGAUGAAGCUCCCGGAGAUAAAACUCCCCAAGGUGCCUGAGAUGGCUGUGCCCGAUGUGCACCUCCCAGAGGUGCAGCUGCCAAAAGUGUCAGAGAUUCGGCUGCCAGAAAUGCAAGUGCCUAAGGUCCCAGAUGUGUGUCUUCCAAAGGCACCAGAGGUUAAGCUGCUCAAGGCUCCAGAGGCGGAGCUAAAAACUGCUGGGGCAGAGAAAGCAGAGGGGAUGGAGUUUGGCUUCAAGAUGCCCAAGAUGACUAUGCCCAAGCUAGGGAGGGCAGGGUCCCCGUCACUAGGCAAGCCAAGUGCCGAGAUCUCGGGGAAACUGAUGGCACUUCCCUGUCUGCAGCCAGAGGUGGGUGGUGAGGCUCGUGUGGGUGUCCCCUCUCUCACUCUACCCUCAGUGGAGAUAGACCUGCCAGGGGCCCUUAGCCUGGAGGGGCAGGUCCAAGCAGCUGAAGUGGGCAAGGUGGAGCGGGCAGAGGGCCCUGUGGUGGCAGGAAUCGGGGAAGCGGGCUUCCGAGUGCCCUCUGUUGAGAUCGUCACUCCACGUCUGCCCACAGUGGAAGUUGAGGAAGGGCGACUAGAGAUGAUGGAGGUGAAAGUCAAGCCCUCUUCCAAAUUCUCCCUGCCCAAGUUUGGACUCUCGGGGCCAAAGAUGGCCAAGGCAGAGGCUGAGGGGGCUGGGCAAGCCACCAAGGUGAAGGUGUCCAAGUUUGCCAUCUCACUCCCCAAGGCUCGGGUGGGGACCGAGGCUGAGAUCAAAGGGACAGGGGAAGCAGGUCUACUGCCUGCCCUUGAUCUGUCCAUCCCACAGCUCAGCCUGGAUGCCCAUCUGCCCACAGGCAAGGUGGAGGUGGCAGGGGCUGAUGUCAAGCUCAAGGGGCCCAGGUUUGCUCUGCCCAAGUUUGGGGUCAGAGGCCGGGACACUGAGGUGGGAGAACUAGUGCCAGGGGUGGCCGAGUUGGAGGGCAAAGGUUGGAGCUGGGAUGGGAGGGUAAAGAUGCCCAAGCUGAAGAUGCCCUCCUUUGGACUGGUUCGAGGGAAGGAAGUGGAAGUGCAGGGUGGGCGCAUCAGCCCAGGGGGGAAGCCCGAGUCCGCAGCUGGGCAGCUUAAGAUCCCUGAAGUGGAGCUGGUCACGCUGGGGGCCCAGGAGGAAGGAAGGGCAGAGGAGGCAGUGGCCAUCAGCAAAAUGCACCUUUCCGGUCUGCAGGUGUCCACAAUCAGGCAGGUGGUCACUGAAGGCCAUGAAGGGGGGCUGAGAGUGCCUCCACUGGGCAUCUCUCUGCCCCAGGUAGAGCUGACUGGCUUUGGCGAGACAUCUGCCCUCGGGCAGGAGGCUGGCAGUGCAGCCCCUUCAGCAGAAGGAAUAGCAGCCUACAAGGUCCACGUGCCUCAGGUGACCCUGUCUCUGCCUGGAGCCCAGGUGGCGGGUGGUGAGCUGUUGGUGGGCGAGGGUGUCUUCAAGAUGCCAACUGUGACAGUACCCCAGCUUGAGCUGGAUGUGGGGCUGAGCCGUGAGGCGCAGGCUCAUGAGGCAGCCACAGGCGAAGGUGGGCUGAGACUGAAGUUGCCCACACUGGGGGCCACAGCAGGGGCUGAGGGGGCUGAGGACCAGCCCCCAGGGGCUGAGCGCACCUUCCGCCUCUCGCUGCCCGAUGUGGAGCUCUCGCCACCCGCCGUGGGCAGCCAUGCUGAGUACCAGGUGGCAGAGGGUGAGGGGGAUGCUGGACACAAGCUCAAGGUGCGGCUGCCCCGGUUUGGCCUGGUGCGGGCCAAGGAGGGGGUUGAGGAGGGUGAGAAGGCCAAGAGCCCAAAGCUCAGGCUGCCUCGAGUGGGCUUCAGCCAAAGUGAGACGGUCACUGGGGAAGGGUCCCCCAGCCCUGAGGAGGAGGAAGAGGAGGGCAGUGGGGAAGGGGCCUCAGGACGCCGGGGCAGGGGUCGGGUCCGCUUGCCCCGUGUGGGCCUGGCAGCCCCUUCUAAAGCCUGUAGGGGACAGGAGGGUGAGGCAGCCCCCAAGUCCCCUAUGGGGGAGAAGUCACCCAAGUUCCGCUUCCCCAGGGUGUCCUUAAGCCCCAAGGCCCAGGGUGGGAGUGGGGACCGGGAAGAGGGUGGAUUCAGGGUCCGGCUGCCCAGCGUGGGGUUUUCGGAGACGGGGGCCCCAGGCCCCACCAGGAUGGAGGGAGCUCAGGCUGCUGCCGUCUGAAACCCCUCGGCAGAUGGAGACUCUCCUCCUGUCUUCCCCUCACCUGUCCCCCUUGUUUUGUGUGUGAGAUAACUAGCACUAACCCUAAGAGGGUCGGGAGGUGGGCGACUGACCAGGGCAGGGGCGGGGAGGCCUGUGCCUGUCUCACUGGCAGAAUAGCCUGUAUCACGCCAAGCCAUGUGAAUAAAAUAAUCCUGAGGUA